AUUUCGAUAAAUUUGAUGGAACUAAAGGAUUUGCAAUCUGAUCUUGAAGCUUUAAGAGAAUUAUAUGGACUUUUACAUUGGGGCGAAGCUACCUGCAAUGUGGUGUUAGGUGAAAGAUCGAAGCUUUUACUAAAGAAUCUCCUAGAUGAUGCUACCAAGAGAGUUUUGGAGACACAUAAAAAGAUGAUAGAAGCAGCAGAACAUGGUGUCUGCAGCAAUUCCUGCUCUUCUGAAUCUGGAAAACGGAGGGCCUUACUAGAGUUUCAGACUUCUGUUUCAUUAAGUAGUUUACAAGCAACACCAACACCGGAUGUAACUCGAAACUUUGACCCUGCAUUUAGUUCAUAUAAAGAUGAAGAUUCUCCUAAUCGGCCAACAACUCAGGAAGUUGUCUCACAGCUAUCUAGGCUUACCUUUUCCUUGGACAAACCAGAAAACAGAAAGAAAAAUUGUGAGUUCAACAAGAAAAACAGUACAAGCAGCACGGGAUAGACAGGAUAAUGAGCAAAGAGGCUAAGCAACAAGGUCCGCCAUGUGAUCCUCUAGGAUACUUUUAUCAAGCCAGUGGGGAUGUCAAGAAAUUGUUAGAUAAAAAUGAAACAAAUAAGAAGCUAUUGAAAAUGAAUGAAACAAUGAGGCAAGGUAGUAUAUGUGCACAGCGAGAUGCUUCCGGUGUAGACAGAUCAGUUGCUAGCUCCUCAAAUUCUGUAGCUUCUGGAGAAAAUGUUGCUAACCUGGAUGAAAAGGAAGGGGAGGCAGUAAAUAAUUUCUCCAAAGACAUUGAUAAAGUAGUCAAGCACAUUGAAUCCCACAUUUCAGCUUUGCGUUUGUGUUCAAAGUUGGCAGAUGCUACCAAAGGCGCUAUGCCACACGGUUUGUAUAAGAUGCCUACAUCACUGUGUCCUAUGGUACAAGCAAAAGAGCAUUUGGUUAAAAAGAAUGAACUAAGCCAUGCUGUUGAUCCUUUUUCAGAUAGGGAUGAUGUAUUAGGUCAAAGUAAGAACUUCUCGGAUUAUAUAAUGAGCAAAAGGAGAAGGAUUCAGCACAAGGAGAUAGAUCAAACUUGCAAGCAUAUUGUAAGGAGUGAUAGUAGGCUGAAUAAAAAGGUAGCUAAUUGGAAUGUUUUUGGCAUGGUAGAAGCAGAUGGUCAUAAGCAGAAUGAAACUACCGGUUGCUAUGUUCACGGAUUAAGGAUUCCGACUAAGCUGGCUGAUAUCACCAAGAGGUCUCCCAUGCCCGUAAAAAUGUCCUAUCCAACCCCAAUAGAGAGUAGGGGGAAAGAAUCAUCACCAAACAUGGCAAAAUUGAGACCUUCAGUACCAUCCCAGUCAACAGUAUCGAAGUCUCUGAGUCAUAAGAAGAGACUAGCACAUGAGAUUCUACCGGAACAGAAAAAAGCGGCUAUGGGAAUUUUGCGGAAUAAGAUUCUACUGCAACAGCAAGAACCCGACGAGUCUUCUAGUGCUGGCAGUGGUAGCAGUGACAGCGAGGCUUAUUCUUUGGCAAGUGAGGACAGUUCAGCUUCAAUAUCCAGUAGUUUUGAUCACGGAGUACGUGAAGAGAGUAGUUCAUCAACUAGCAGUGACUACAGGGAUGAUGAAUCAGGUAGAUUGUAUGCUACCAAAACACACAAAUCAAUCCAUCCGACAAAAUUUGAGCCCGAGAAAGGAGAGGGUCAAAAGCUGGGACGGAUGAGGAGGCUUAAGAAUAAGUUAGCUCUAGUUUUUCAUCAUCAUCAUCAUCACCACCAUCACCGAUAUGAUCACCAUGACAGAGGUGAUCACUCCCAUGGGGCGCACGCCAAAUCUUUGUGGACACCUCUGCACAAACUUUUUCAUCCCGGAACCAGAAACAAAGUGGACGAAGAUAAGUUAAGAAAAGCGAGGGCGAGUAAUGUGCCGGUCAAGCAUCAAGGAGGGCAUUUUCAUUCACUAGUGGAAGGAUUGUUGAGGCACCUUAGGCAGUCAAAGAAAUCAAAGACUUCCAAAGGUGGAAUGGGACGGCUAGGAAAUAACCAAACCAAGAAAAACAGGAAGGUGAAGCAAUUACAUUGGUGGCAGAUGUUUCAGCGUCAAGGUGGAGUAAAAUUACCCAAAAAGAGGCGUGUGAAGGUAGGGUUUAAGAGUAAAAAGAACCAGCUUAAGGUACCUAAGUUGAAAUAGAGA
Messenger RNA from Hibiscus syriacus, 2165 nucleotides. RefSeq lists its product as uncharacterized. Lineage: Eukaryota; Viridiplantae; Streptophyta; Magnoliopsida; Malvales; Malvaceae. Bases 501 to 2162 code for a protein of 553 amino acids. The transcript has 3 exons. The record is from RefSeq and is a predicted model, not a curated record.